Messenger RNA from Amoebophrya sp. A120, 276 nucleotides. The record is from the annotation of a GenBank genome assembly. Lineage: Eukaryota; Dinophyceae; Syndiniales; Amoebophryaceae.
GGCGAGAAUUUAGGAGCUUUUAGAUUGUUCUAUUCGCGCGUGCAGCAGUUCUUCGUGUACCUGCCGCAGGGUGGGGAGUUCCGGAGCUGGUGCUGCGCCUUGAGGCUAUACAACUCCGACGCAAAAUCGUGUGGCGUUUUCCUGGAAAGGGCCGAGACGCUCCUACGGAAGAGGGGGGCGGUGGAGGAAGACUACGCGAGCGGCCCCGUCGCGCUAGUCGACAAGCUUUUUCCGAAGAUCGACAGCGGCUCCAAUUUCAAAAAAAUGCACGUGAAC